Lasiodiplodia theobromae is the source of this 1275-nucleotide messenger RNA. RefSeq names its product Glucose receptor Git3. The coding region runs from base 1 to 1275 and encodes 424 amino acids. Gene Ontology annotation, cellular component: plasma membrane. The transcript has a single exon. The record is from RefSeq and is a predicted model, not a curated record. Gene Ontology annotation, biological process: adenylate cyclase-activating G protein-coupled receptor signaling pathway. Gene Ontology annotation, molecular function: G protein-coupled receptor activity. Lineage: Eukaryota; Fungi; Ascomycota; Dothideomycetes; Botryosphaeriales; Botryosphaeriaceae.
AUGGAAGCUCAGAUGCGCCACAAGCGUGCACAUAUCCGGCGCCAACUACGGCAGGUGUUCGUGUACCCCCUCGUCUACAUCUGCAUGUGGUUGAUGCCAUUUGUCGCCUUGUGCAUAACGUACAAUUCAAAACUCGCAAAAAGCCCGCCAUUCAUCAUCAACACGCUAAACAAUUUCUGCCUUUGCUUCAUCGGCGCCGUCAAUUCUAUUGUUUUCUCAUUGCGCGAACGGCCGUGGCGCCACAUCGAGGGCAACCCCAGUCGCCGCUUCUGGAGCAGCUUCUGCUUCGGAUGUAACAAAGACGAUGACCUGGACGACGACGACGACGACGACGACACCCUCCCGUCGCACCACCAGCGCAGACACAGCAAUCGCUGGAGUGGGAGCACAUGCGUCACCAACAACACCACAGCGCCCACUGAAGACCACCCAGCCGUCUCGGCGACGCUUCUUCGACCUCAGCUCAUUCGCUCCGCCACCGCACCACCAUCCCCUGCCAACCCUGUCACCUCGACCCAGAACGACGAAAAGGACGACGAAGACACCAUCACGCCCAUCUCUCCCCUCACCCCUCCAUCGCCGACCUCGCGCCAAGGCCUAGCCGCCGCCGCCGCCGCCACCACCACCACAACUUCCCCACCUCUACUAGCGCCGCCGCCGCCCUUGAUAUCACGCACAUCCCUCCCUCCACCUCCUCGACACACAUCCACCGACUCGCCACCAGCAGCAGCAUCAUCGUCGCUUUCCCCUCCUUCUCCUCCUUCGGCCAACCACCCCACCACCAACACCCUCUCCGCCCUCUCCCUUGCCACCUCGGCCGCCCGCCGCCACAUCAAGCGCGCCAGCGUCAUGGUCGCGGCCAGCGCCACGGCCACGCGCGAGACGGACGCCCAGCGCGCCGCGCGGGAAAUGGCGUACGAGCGGCUGGCCUGGGAGAGGGAGCAGCACGCUGCCGCUGCCAGGCUGAGCACCGCUGCUGCUACUGCUGCUGCUGCGGCCGGGGGAAGUGGUAGUGGAGGUCCGCGGAGGGGGAGCACGGGGGAUAUUGUCGGUGGUGAUGGGGGGAUGAGAGGGGGCAGCAGUCGCAGUGGUGGUGAUGGGGACGGGACGUUGGUUGCUGGGUCGCUGGGGUCGCGGUCGUGGGCUGGGACGGGGCCGGCGGGGGUGGGGACGAGGGAGUGGUGGGAGAGGAGGGGGAGUGAGUGGGGGACGGGGCGGAAUGGGAGUCGUGGUGGUGGUAGUAGUAGGGGUGCCGGAGGAGGAGUGAAUCUGUAG